AUGGCAGACCAUCCAGGGGUUCCUGUCUGUUUCGAAGAUAGCGAAUACCGCAGCGUCCGCACUCGCGUCCAGGAGAGGGCGGAGCGGAAUCUGUAUCGCGUCGACCGCAUCGUCAACCGCCUGUUUCUCGAAUUCAGCGACACGACAAACCGCUUGUCGGUCAUGUCUGAGGUUGCCGACGAGAGCGGAAGUUCACUCUGGAUAGGAGUGCGCAAUAUCGAAGGCCAUCCGGGCAAGGUAUCAGUACUGGAGAACCAAUCCAUUUCCCUCAAGGCAAGGCAUGCCUAUCUGUCACAUAACAAGUGUGUCCUUGUUCUGAAGGCCUUUGCCCCGACAGUGGCUUUCUUCACCGAAGGUCUUACCCCCUCGAUAGAAGUACACGAAGCCCAUAUCGAUCACGUCGAGCCCGACCAAGAGGUAGAGGUCACCUACUGGCAGGAGGAAUACUCGGAAACGACUAUGCUCACACUACCCGUCGCCGCUUGGCACUCCAUGUUCAGGAUCACACCGACCGACGAACACAACCUCUGUCGCCCAGAGAAGCCCGCCCGUUUGAACGAUACCGGAACGUACCUUGACCCCACAGCGGCUCAGUACGGUCGUGACCAGGGGCUCAGGGACGCAGGUGUCUAUCAUACCCUUAGCCCGGAAUCCAAGACGCUAUCGUUCACGAGCCUCGGCUACCAUUACUACGAAUGUCAAUCGGAGGAGGAGGACGUUGGACGUACACCAAUUCGCGCUUUAGAAAUGGAGGCAUACAUUCGAACGAUGGACAACGCCAUACACAAGGUCGUCGAGGAAGUCGGGGGGCGCGCAGAGCUCUUCGACAUGUCGCCUACAAACUUUGAAGCCAUAUUGGAGUUAAUGGCCACUCAAGCUCGGUCAGAUCUUCUUGAUGUUGCUGAACAGCUAUAUUUCCUCGACUAUACUCGAACUCAAGACAUAGAAGAGGGAAGCUCUGGAGAUAUAACCAGGUAUCAGGCGGUGGCUGAUGGAUGCAUGGGCGCAGGCCACAGGAGGUUCCUGCGAGCCUUGAGAGAUCGAGUUCCUCGUUCGUGGAAGUGUGAGGACGGCUUCUCAGGUUGUGUUUACGUGGUCGAAGGCAAUGACAGCGAAGGAUGA
This is a messenger RNA of Alternaria metachromatica, 1122 nucleotides long. RefSeq lists its product as uncharacterized. The record is from RefSeq and is a predicted model, not a curated record. The transcript is spliced from 2 exons. Bases 1 to 1122 code for a protein of 373 amino acids. Lineage: Eukaryota; Fungi; Ascomycota; Dothideomycetes; Pleosporales; Pleosporaceae.